Coccomyxa subellipsoidea C-169 is the source of this 708-nucleotide messenger RNA. RefSeq lists its product as hypothetical. NCBI's taxonomy places the organism in Eukaryota, Viridiplantae, Chlorophyta, Trebouxiophyceae, Coccomyxaceae. The coding region runs from base 1 to 708 and encodes 235 amino acids. The transcript has 7 exons. The record is from RefSeq and is a predicted model, not a curated record.
AUGAACGUGGCGCACUGCUUCAGCCUGUUGCUGGCCAUCGGCACCGGACCCUUCCGGGAACAGUUCAUUUUCGAGGCAGAGUGGAGCCCAAACUUCGGCGCAGGUCGAUCGCUGCUAGCGGCUUCGCCACCUCCUCCUUUGGGCCCCCCACCACCUCCAGCACCAAACAAGACAUGCAACUGGGUCAAGUAUGGAGACUGCUGCCCGUACUCUACUGGGGCCCAGAUCGUGGUUACUGGCAAACAGGCCUGUGACAUAGCCUCCUCCGCCGCCCGCGCAGCCUCCGCCACCACCAUCGCCGCCGCCGCCAUCCCCACCCCCGCCAAAUCCGCCGCCGCCUCCGAGUCCACCCCCACCGUCGCCCCCACCCUCGCCUCCACCGCCCAGCCCCCCGCCCCCGCCAUCACCGCCGCCUCCGAGUCCUCCUCCACCCUCGCCGCCUCCACCAAGCCCCCCUCUGCCGUCACCACCACCGCCAAGCCCCCCUCCGCCAUCGCCUCCACCACCAUCACCACCGCCCCCAAAGCCUCCAAGCCCACCGCCACCAAGCCCCCCGCCACCGAGCCCGCCACCGCCGAGCCCACCUCCGCCAAGCCCGCCGCCUCCAAGUCCUCCUCUGCCGUCGCCUCCCCCACCAUCGCCACCUCCUCCCAGCCCGCCGCCCGAUCCACCCCCACCGGACCUCCCGCCGCCAAGCCCUCCCCCUAA